Cetraspora pellucida is the source of this 272-nucleotide messenger RNA. Lineage: Eukaryota; Fungi; Glomeromycota; Glomeromycetes; Diversisporales; Gigasporaceae. The record is from the annotation of a GenBank genome assembly.
CUAAUGAAUUAGUAAAUAUGGAUACUCUGGCUGGCCUUGAUGUUCUUAAUACCCCAUUAAUGAUUCUCUUUACAAAUACAUUUAUUAGAAGCUUGCCUCUUGUAGUGAUACUUACAUUAGAUGAAACUGCUUAUACUUUUUUAGAAGCUUUAAAUGCUUUAAAAUCUGUAAUGCCAUUAACAAUAUUUAAUAAACAUGGACCUAGAGUUGGGCCUGAAGUUAUUAUGAUAGAUGAUUGCAAAGCAGAAAGAUUUGCAUUACAUAAUAUCUAG